Messenger RNA from Emiliania huxleyi CCMP1516, 522 nucleotides. RefSeq lists its product as hypothetical. The transcript has a single exon. Bases 1 to 522 code for a protein of 173 amino acids. Lineage: Eukaryota; Haptophyta; Isochrysidales; Noelaerhabdaceae. The record is from RefSeq and is a predicted model, not a curated record.
AUGUCCGCGAGCGAGCAGCCCAUCCCGGCAAAGCCGCGCCUCUCGUGGCGGGGCGUGAGCAUGCUCAUGGUGUCUGACAUCGUCGGCACAUCCGUCCUCACCUUCCCUGCCGUCGCCGCCGAGCUCGGGUACGCGCUGACGGUCCUCAUCGUCGGCCUCUUCCCGGUGACCGUGUACGUCAGCGUCCUCAUGGCGCGAACACACGUCCGCGUACGCGGCAUCGACAGCCUCGGGAGCGCUGCGCGGCGCAUCUUUGGGCCGCGGUACGCCGGCGGCACCUUCGCGGUCGUGUACGGCUACACGCUGCUCGGCAACGCCUCCUACCUCCUCGUCCUCGGCACCUCCCUGCAGGGCGUCUUUUACGACGCGCGGCUGUGCCUCGCCGCCGCGUCUGGGCUCGGCGCGCUCCUGCUCGCGCCUCUCGUCGUCGGCCUGCGGCGGCUCGGCGACUCGACUACGGAAGAGGAGGAGGAAGGCUGGUCUACCUACACCGCGAACUGGGCUGGCCGUGAGUGCGCCUGA